AUGAUACUGAAUGGUCUUCGCGAUGGUUUCUCAUCCCCAUCCGGACCAUAUCAAGGAACCAGCGGCAUCUUUGAGAUAGGCACAGCAUCCGUUAAUUAUAAUGUUGCGUUUAAUCCAUUCAAUGGUUACAUAGAUCAAGUAGUGUUUACUCCUCGUGCUAAGAAUGCCACCGAGAUUCUAAAUGAUGCCACACUUGUUGUUUGGUAUACAUUUGAUAAUGGUUCAUAUUUAGACUCUGGACCUCUGUGGAUCAACGGAACAGGCGUUAGCGUUACAUCUGUUACUGGUUGUGUUAAUCAGGCGCUUUCGUUCACCAGUUCAUUGAGUUAUUUCCAAGGAAGUGGUUUUACUCUGUUAGGUACAGUGAAUCAAUCCUAUUCAAUCGCAUUAUGGGUAAACCCUACUACGGUAUCGGGUGGGGCGACAAUUGUUCAUAUGGCAUCAACAUCAACCGGUUUGGGUUGGUGUAUUCCAACGAUUGGUUUGAGUAUAUCGGGACAAAUUAUUACUCAGAGUUAUAAUGGAAGUUUAGUUACGAUUACAGGACCCAUUUUGACAUUGAAUGCAUGGACACAUGUUGUUGAAACAUACAGUUUUACACAUGGCCUUCGAAUGUAUCUAAAUGGAACAUUGUACAGUUCAUCGGCUUCAUUUACAUAUCAAGCGAGUAGUGCAGCGAUGGCAAUUAUUAUAGGUAAUCCUCUAAAUGGCACAACUUGUCUAUCAUCACCGGUAGUUCCUGGUCAAUAUUGGGGUGCCAUGGAUGAAUUUAGACUGUAUUCAAGAGAACUAAAUUCAACCGAUGUUUAUUCACUUGCCAAUCCUUGA
Molecule: messenger RNA, 828 nt
Organism: Didymodactylos carnosus
Lineage: Eukaryota; Metazoa; Rotifera; Eurotatoria; Philodinida; Philodinidae
Source: the annotation of a GenBank genome assembly